Messenger RNA from Eremomyces bilateralis CBS 781.70, 486 nucleotides. RefSeq lists its product as uncharacterized. The record is from RefSeq and is a predicted model, not a curated record. The coding region runs from base 1 to 486 and encodes 161 amino acids. Lineage: Eukaryota; Fungi; Ascomycota; Dothideomycetes; Eremomycetales; Eremomycetaceae. The transcript has 2 exons.
AUGUCUCCUGGGCCGUCCGCGACCGGCGCACCCGUUCCACCAGUCAGCAACUCACCGAGGUCGGACGAGAUGCACCCCCCCGCCCCUAUCCUUAAGAAAGAAGGAGACCAUUCACAUAUCAAAACACCCUAUCCUGACCUCGCAAUGGGUGUAGACGUCAAUGCGCGGAUCUUCGCCCUUUCAUCGCGAAGUCUUGACGAGACGAAAUACUCAGAGUUCAUCGACUGGCUCCAGAAGGAGCUGGGCAAAGCAUACUCGACUGGAAAACAAAUCUUCGAGGCCGAGAACCAAGCCGCGGUGUCGAUGGCCUGCGCGCAUAAGAUCCAAAUUCUACUCGAUCGUCUCACCGAUCCCGAAACAAUGACGGACCCUCAACUGCAUGUGCUCUUCUCCAUUGCUACUCAGGGUCCUAUCCACGAGCUUUCAGCCCACUGGACCGUCGUGGAAGGGGGGCGUGCGCUGGUUCGAGUCGAAGAUCUGUGGUAG